GAUCUUUCCGAAUUCUUUAAAAAUUCUUUACGAUUCAGAAUACUCUGUAAAAAUGGUUUGCAGGGUUCAUACUGAUUAUGCUGCUGCAUUGUCGCCCAUUUUCCGUAAUCGCGACAUGAAACUACUGGACAAAGCUGUUUGGUGGGUGGAACAUCUGCUGCAGGAGCAGGGCAAAACGGCACACAAGCUAUUGCAAACAAAGGCGACUAAAUUAAAUUGGUUCGUCUAUUAUUCACUGGAUAGUGUGUGUAUUUUGCUUGGCAUUGUCGCGGUUUUUAUUGUCAUUGCUCGUGUGGUUUUGCGACGAUUGCUGGCUAUUUUCAAACAAAGCAAUCCAAAGAAUGCCAAACACUAAAUAAAUCAAAAACUACACGAAUAUCUAUAAUUUGUAUAGCGAAUUUGUAAAUAUGUAUGUCUAUAACUUAUUCUACAGUCCAUAAGUGCAAGUGUGAAUAUUUGAGUCAAUCAGCAAAAACGAAUCUAAAUUUAGUAAAUUUUUUUUUUUGAAGCAAAAAGUGAAAGAGUAAAUAUACUUUAAUAUUCUUAAUUAUAUACAACUAACUUUAUUCCAGAUUUUGAUAUUUUGCAAUGCUUAAGAAAAGAAGUAGUCGCGAGUACCAGGUAUGCACUCAUACAAUUUGUGUGUAAAAUUAUGUGUCCUGAAAUGGAGGUAACAUUAGCAUUUUGACAACCCUCGGCCGCGCUUAGAAAAAAUAACCCUAAUCAGUCCAACUUUGGCGACUCAUAGCAUUUUGCCGCAGGCAUAAUAUUUGAAAACUGAAAUUAGGAAGCGAUAAAAAAAAUUAAAUUAGACCGCCGAAGAAAUAAGAAGGCAGCCUUAAUUUAAUUUAAUUUUUAUUGCUAACAGCAUAACGCUAAGGGCCGUUUU
Messenger RNA from Rhagoletis pomonella (apple maggot), 889 nucleotides. RefSeq names its product UDP-glucuronosyltransferase 2C1-like. The record is from RefSeq and is a predicted model, not a curated record. The transcript has a single exon. Lineage: Eukaryota; Metazoa; Arthropoda; Insecta; Diptera; Tephritidae. Bases 53 to 355 code for a protein of 100 amino acids. Gene Ontology annotation, molecular function: UDP-glycosyltransferase activity.